This is a messenger RNA of Vidua macroura (Pin-tailed whydah), 9393 nucleotides long. It is a transcript of the gene PPM1A, whose product is annotated as protein phosphatase, Mg2+/Mn2+ dependent 1A. The transcript is spliced from 6 exons. The record is from RefSeq and is a predicted model, not a curated record. Gene Ontology annotation, molecular function: manganese ion binding; protein serine/threonine phosphatase activity; magnesium ion binding. The coding region runs from base 368 to 1516 and encodes 382 amino acids. Gene Ontology annotation, cellular component: cytosol; nucleus. NCBI's taxonomy places the organism in Eukaryota, Metazoa, Chordata, Aves, Passeriformes, Viduidae. Gene Ontology annotation, biological process: protein dephosphorylation; positive regulation of canonical NF-kappaB signal transduction; negative regulation of canonical NF-kappaB signal transduction.
GGCGGCGGCAGCGCAGUGCGAGUGUGUCCGUGUGUCCGCCCGUCCGUCCGUCCGUCCGCGGCCGGCGCUCCGCGCGGCGCUGCGCGGGUGGGCGCGGAGCAGCUCGGACGGGGGACGGGGGGGGGGGCCGGCGGCGGCGGCGGCGGGGCGAGAUGAGCGCUGGGCUCCCCCUGGGCACAGAGCCGCCCUGUGAAUGAGCUGAGGCGAGGCCGCCAGCCGGGUGUCCCCCUCCUUCUCCUCCUCCUCCUCCUCCUCCUCGUCCCCCCCUCUCUCCUUCCCCUUCUCCCCCGCGCACCGCCGGGAGCGCGGCCCUGCCCGCACAGCCGGCGCCGACGCCGCGGCCGGGGGGAACUGAAGGAAGGUCACCAUGGGAGCAUUUUUAGACAAGCCAAAGAUGGAGAAGCAUAACGCCCAGGGGCAGGGGAAUGGGCUGCGUUACGGUCUGAGCAGUAUGCAGGGCUGGCGCGUGGAAAUGGAGGAUGCACACACGGCUGUGAUCGGUUUGCCAAAUGGACUUGAUGGAUGGUCGUUUUUUGCUGUCUAUGAUGGGCACGCUGGAUCCCAGGUUGCCAAGUACUGCUGUGAGCAUUUAUUAGAUCACAUCACGAGCAACCAGGAUUUUAAAGGGCCAGAUGGGCCACCAUCUGUGGAAAGUGUAAAGAGCGGCAUCAGAACAGGUUUUCUGCAAAUUGAUGAACACAUGAGAGUCAUCUCCGAGAAGAAGCAUGGCGCAGACAGAAGUGGGUCAACAGCUGUGGGUGUCAUGAUUUCUCCCCAACACACAUACUUCAUCAACUGUGGAGACUCGAGAGGUUUGCUCUGUCGAAACAGGAAGGUUCACUUCUUCACACAGGAUCACAAACCAAGUAACCCGCUGGAGAAGGAGCGUAUACAGAAUGCAGGUGGCUCCGUAAUGAUUCAGCGUGUGAAUGGCUCCCUUGCUGUUUCAAGGGCACUUGGGGACUUUGAUUACAAAUGUGUCCAUGGGAAAGGUCCUACAGAACAGCUGGUCUCACCCGAGCCUGAAGUUUAUGAAAUUGAGAGAUCAGAAGAAGAUGAUCAGUUCAUCAUCCUGGCUUGCGAUGGUAUCUGGGAUGUUAUGGGAAAUGAAGAGCUGUGUGACUUUGUAAGAUCCAGACUUGAAGUCACUGAUGACCUUGAGAAAGUUUGCAAUGAGAUAGUUGACACCUGCUUGUACAAGGGAAGUCGAGACAACAUGAGUGUGAUAUUGAUCUGUUUUCCGAAUGCACCAAAGGUAUCACCAGAGGCGGUGAAAAGAGAGGCAGAGUUGGACAAGUACCUGGAAAGCAGAGUAGAAGAGAUCAUAAAGAAGCAGGGUGAAGGAGUGCCAGACUUAGUCCACGUGAUGCGUACGUUAGCAACUGAGAGCAUCCCAAACCUCCCGCCGGGGGGGGAGUUGGCAAGCAAACGGAGUGUGAUUGAAGCUGUGUAUAACAGACUGAACCCCUACAGGAAUGAUGAUGCUGAUUCUGCCUCAACUGAUGAUAUGUGGUAAAACUGCUCAUCUAGCUGUGGAGUUCACGUUUCAUCCUGCAAAUGAAAGUGCAGCCCAACCUCAGUGACCCUUCUUAACAUCCAUCCUCAACCUUAAUUAAAGAAGGGAAUAUGAUGUGUUGGUGAGAGUGACUACAGCAGUACAACAUCUAGCCCAGGAACUGAUCUUUUUUGUAAAACAGACUUCUGUAAACGUGAUUUCAAACCAUAAAUUCAUGUUGUAAAUCAGACUCCAGCAAUUUAUGUUGUAUGAUUUUGUUUUUGUAAAGUGCAAUUGUCUUUGUACAAAUGCUCAUAUUUAAUUAUGAACCGCUUUAAAUCACUAUAAAGGUUAGAAGAAAUGUUUUGGCUUGUGUGAUGCAACAAUAUAUAUCCCUUUUAAAAAUCAUGUUGUGGUUUUGGAUUGCAAGGAGCAGCAGCCUAGCCAGCUAGGUGCUCAAGAGGUGCACAAAACUGUUAAAGAUAACUUUUUGGUUUAUAUGAAAGCUGAACUCAUGGGCAACCUACCAGAAAUUACAGUGUGUGAAUUUCGCUUGGCAAUGGAAAAAUAACUUAGGAGUAGUGCACAUUCUUCAACAAACAUAUAUCAUUUUCUUGGAUGCACUCCUGCUCUCACGUUGAGUCGAAGGGAUCUGUGAUUUUGAGUUCAGUGGGAGUGAAAUCAUGCCCUGUUAACAGUAUCCUGUUCAUACAUGUAUCAGUCUUGGCAUUAGAACUCCUUGGUUCUUUGCACCUCUUUUUUCAUUAACCCUUACCUGAAACUACUAAUCACUGAGCACGAAGACAACUUUCUACAUAAAGUAGGAGUCUGCAGCAUUUUUACAAUCCUGAUUGGCUGGGUCUGCUGCUGUUCCAAGAAAAAUACUCUGAAUUCCAUUUUAUCAAUAAAGCUUGAUUUAACAAACAAGACAUUUACCCAUAAAUGUGUAAUUCCUUCUUUUCCUGCCUUUUAAAAUGUCAGUGCCAUUGUAAAUGAUAUUUUACUUGUGGAAGAAUAUUUUUCUUAAUUGGUAACCCAUUUUUAAAAUGGGAAGGAUUUUGAUUAUUGCCCAAGACAUAGCCAUAUGCUAGAGGAUGAUGUGGAUUAAUCCGUUACCCUAUUUUUUACAACUGUGGGGUUUUUUCAGGCUUUUUGGUGUUGGUUUUUUUUCCCCUCCUUACUGAAGAUGUGCAUUGGUUUGAAUUUGCCUACUGUUUGAUAAAAAAUACAUUUGUCAAAGCCUGACAAUCUUUAACAUUUUAUGGUGUGUGUUUUUAAUUGACCCACUUACUUAGAAUGAGAGACUAGUGGUUAAACAGUACUUGUGAUUUGAGGUAUAGCAUGUUGACAAUAUUUAACUGUUUGUUGUUUAAAAUUCUAAUUUAAAAUUUUAUAAGAUAAUAAACUAAUUUGAUUUAAGCUUAGCUUUCUCCCAUUGAGCAUACGAAAAUUAAGUUUUCAAGUCAGUCGUGUUUGCAAAACUGCUGUUUUGUGCACCUUGUAUUGUCUUUUUGGUUGAGAAUAUUGUAUUUAAUAUGUAGUUUACUCAUUUAGUAGGCAGAUUCCUCAAAAGGAAAAUCAGUAAAACAAGUAGAUUGUAACAUUUACUGCAGUUAAACAGAAUCAGAACUUGGUGUAUAAUUACUUUUUGAUAGGAAAAUGUAGUACAAUGCAUUUUGCUAUAUUUGUCUUUCCCUAACUUUGACAUAUACAUAUUUGUAUAUAUAGCCUUAAAACUAAUGAAGAGUUAGGGAACACUGAACAGUGAAAAAGUAACUUAUAGUGUCUUGGAACUAAGUAUAGUAUAUACCAGCAAACUUUUCUUUUAUCCCUCUUGUCUAUGUGGGGUGCUUAAACGUAACUUCAUUGUAUUCAGUUUGUAAUCUGUUCAAGCAUGAAUGAAGAAAACAUAAGCACUAUUUGUAUUUAUAAAUUUAUAGCAAUUUUUGCUUAAAGAACCAGUUCCUUACCUACCUAUGAAUAAAUGCUUAAAAUGUCUAAUUUUGUUGUAGAGUGCAAAAAUAUAAUGAUGUUAAGUUAUAGCUUCACAGGCACCUAAUUAACGAGCAUAUUUAAUAAUACAUGGUGUAUUAGUGCGAAAAGCUAAACUUAAUUUAGGACUAGGCAGAUAAAGUUCUGUCCUUUUUUUCAUAGAGACUAAAGUUUAGUUUUGGAAACUGCAAAACCUUGAACUGGACUGUGGAACCUUUGAGUUUUAAACUUUAAAAAUCGGAAGCAAAACUGUGGUGUGAAAAGCCAUACUUCAAACCAUAAUCACUUAAACUGUCUCAGUGACAAAGGAGAUUUUUGAAGCCUCUUCUGACGAGGUCUCCUGAAGGUUAGAAAGAAAAUAAUUCUGCUGUUGCUACAGGCGAUGUGAGUAGGUUUGAGGGUAGUGGCAGAAAGCCCGUUUCAGGCCUUUCUCUCUCCCUCCUACAUUCAGCGUUUUGAUGAGCUCAGAGCACUGAAUUAUGAUGUAUGCAUAAACACUGCCAUUUUAGAUACAGACUUUGAUUACAGAAUAAACGAGUUCAGUAUAUAAAGCAUCCUAGAAAAGAGGCAAGCUGUACUUUUUUCACUGCUCUGAGUUGAAAAAGGCACUUUUGCACCUUUGUGCAUCUCCUUCUUGCACCAGAAACUUUUUUUUUUUUAAAUGCUAAAAACAUUAGCACCUCAGGGGCAAGGCAGCAAUUUUUAUUUUGAAAUAUUGUGUGCUAUUUAUUUCCCUCUUGGAAAAAGAUUCAUGUGUGACAAAAAUGAAAAUUGUGUGAUGUUAACAGAUGUAUUUUUAAAUACAUGUUCAAAUAGGAUGGUCCCGAUUUGCUUGUUUUUAAAAGGAAAUGACAUUUGUAAAGCUACUUUGCUUCGUAUGCCAUGCAACUUUGUUUUCCUUCUACAUUUGACAGCUUCACUGGCUACAGUUUCUGUGAGUUUUGUUAUAGUCAGAUUAAAUGUUUGGCUGAUCGUUCUGGGAGAAUACCUGUAACUGCUUUAUAGACAACUGUUCCAAAUAAUUCUCGCUAAUUCAGCAUUGAAAAUAUGUUCAAGACAGAGGCUUCUAAAACGUGCUUUAAACCAAUGUUGGAUGAACUAAAUGCAGUGACAUUAAGUAGGAUCCUAGGUUUGCAAGGCUUUGUAAAUCCUUUGUAUCCGUAGAGUCCCCGGUACUCGCGCUGGGGCAGAAAUGGAGCCUGAGCCUUUCAGCUGAGCUUGCUCUCAGCUGGCCCAGGAGCAGCACCACCACAGCCUUGAGGCACAGCCUUCUCUCAGUUAAACUUUGAGCUGGAGUCAGAAUUGGAGAGAGGAAUUUCAUCAGCUUGUGGUUAAACUGCUCUGAAGGUUGUGUCAGCGAGGUGCCUGGUGAAUACUGAGCAGCAGAUGAGUCAUGGUAGCACUUACCUUGAGAGUUCCUGCAGGUGCCAAAGCUGAGCUUUUCAACAUUUUCUUGUAGCAAACUGACUUCAAUGUCUAUUACAUUAUUUAUUGCAAAGCUGGUGCUGUCACUAUAUAGGUUCAUGUCUGAGCCAUUUUGCUCAGUUCAAGAGUUGGAAGCUUAAGAUGAUUUAACAAAAUUAGGGAUCGGUUUUCACUUCAGUUGAUUCCCUGAUAAGAAUCCCGCCUUAACUUUAUACACUGGGAUAGGAGACACUUCCUAUUGCAUUCCAUUUUUAGUAGUUUAUGGUCUAAGGAUAUGGUUUCAUGAUCUUAGGCCAAGACUAAACCAUUGCUCCUAGUUUUUCCCUACUGCCUUUUUUUUGUGCCAGUGCUUGUCCUUAAGUGGGUGUGCAGUUAGGAGAAAGAAAAAAACUGUACUCUUGAGCUGGGUAAAUUGAUAAUCCAGCUGUGGGGUGCUGGUGCUAGGGAAAAAUGGAGAGUGGGAGACAGGACUGAGAGCAAAGGAAUGCUUGCCUCACCCCUCCUGCCACAGUUUGGGAAACCACACCCAGAUAAAUGAUGGCCUGUGUAGGGAGCAUUGAAAUCUUUGCAGAUCUUUCCCCACUUCAGACAAACAUUCUGCUUUGAUAAAUGUUUCUUUUCUUUAAACUGGAACCAUCAAACUUUGGUCUCAAUGUCUUGUGUGUGAGUUCUGUGCUGACAACCUUCCUCUGUGUUCACAUUGUCUGGAGGUUUGGAGCUCUGUCCUGUGGGAGAGACAGCAUGGCUGCCACAAUUAGGUUAAUGAUAUGGUUGGUACAGCUUACCUUAGUUCAAUGUACAUCAGGAUUUCAUCAUGCCAAGAUGUUCAGCUCCAUCUCUACCUGCACCUUCUCAAAUGGCUUUUUGUGCACAAAUGACUUGGUGUGUUUCAAUUCCUUGGUAUUUUAAACUUGGCCAUGUCUGAAAGGGGCUAACCUUUAGGAAAGCCAGUGCCCUUUUCCUCAUCCUUUGGCAAAUACAGUAUUUGAUACAAACCUGAUGUACCUUGCAUAGGUUCAGAGACAGCAAAACUGUAGAGCUACAGGGCUGUACCUGACAUUCUUGUGUAGAAAAUGAAUUGUUACUUGGUGCCAAGCUUUACCAGCUAUGAAAAUAAUGUCUCCUAGAUAGUGAGUGUGGCUCCUUGUUACUACAACUACCUGUGUCUGAGGUGAUCAUACCUGAGCCUUUAUAGAUCAGUUCAGGGUGUAAACUCUCCAUCUGGCUGGAGAGGUUUUUUUGGCUCUCUAAGUGGUGAAAAGAGGCUCCAGAUGUGAACUUCCAGCAUGCUGUAGCACAAAAAAUGAAUGUGAUUCCUGCUAUAAGCUGUAAGAAAGGAGCGGAAUUUAAAAACAUCACUCUGUGGCUAAAUAAUUUUGACUGACCUGUUUGAAAUACUGAUCAGAGACUCCAAUCUUUUGUGAGCUUUUUCUCUGGAGUGCUUGCACAGUCUGCAGCUUUCUGCAUGACCCAGGUGUGCACAUCUGAAGCACUCUGUGGCCUUAUUUUGCUUAAUAACAUUGCUUUAUAAAUGAGGUAGCAGCCACCUGGGCUGUGGCACGUGUUCUCAGGAGGUCAGGAAGCCAUAGGAAAACUUGAAGCUUCUCUUUAGUAUCAUGGACCACUAAAUGCAUUCAAGUAGAAAAAAAAAAUAGAUGUUAAAAGUUGAGUUUACAUUGUCUCCUGUUGACAAUUUGUUUCUAGAAAAAUGACAACUAUUUCUAUCAUUUACUUAGUAUGUGAACAAAAAUGUCUGGAGCUUUAAUCCCCUGAUUGUGUCAGAGUUGUUGACUUGUAGUAACUUAGGCUUUGUGCAUAUUUCUCAUUUUCUCUGUGUUUUUGUUUGAUGUUCCUUUUGAGUAGCAGUAAUAGAGAUCUUUCUUUUCCCAUCUCUUGUACACAUUCUUCUUAAGUCUUUGCUUCCAGGCUAAGGGAACAGGAGUGAUAUUGAUGUCUUAGGAAAGUGUUUUGAGAGAGGCUUGCUUUAAAUGCAAUGACCACAAAACCCCCCCCAACUUUUGCACCACAAAAGUUGGGAAAGUGGGCUUAACUUAAAAAAAUGCCUUUUAUAGAACCAAGAAAAUCUGAAAGUGUCAAAAGUUGGGUAGAAGUGGGAUGACAGGUCAGAUUUCUAGAGUGGUUCAUGCAUAGCCAGAUUUUUACACAUCACUUGAACUGAUUCCUGCCCAAGUACUUUUUAAAAUAUCACUAGGCACCUGCUUUCUUCUUUUUUUAUUUUUUUUCUUUUUUUCCAAAAUGGGAAGAAUAAAAAAAUAGUCCUCACUACUGUGUGACCAGCCAUUUAUCUGAAGGGUGGGUGCUGUGUCAUGAGCACGACAUCAGCACUUCUCAGCUUGCUCAGUAACACUGAGGCAAAGCUGAAAUUCCUUUUUGCUUCCUUGCAGUGUUGGCUCUGAAGAGCUUGGUGGGAAUGUGGGGUUUUUCCAGGUGGACAGGACUCCCCAUGUGUGUUGUGAGGAGGCCUUUGGAGUUGAAGGAGCUGCCAUUAUUAUUUAUUUUGAGAAAUAAAUGGAAUAGUUUAUGGAAUAAUAAUAAAUGGAAUAAUACAUUUAGGAAUAAUGAGAAAACAGACUGGCAGGUCCUCAAACAUUCAAUAUUUUUAUUCUACUGAUGCCUGUAGAGUAAGGUCCAGAGUUUCAAUUCAGCUGUUUCUGAAUUCCAGCCAGUCUGAGCAGUGCAAAUACUGGGUACCCAAAGUCAUUUUCACUGUUAGGAUUUCAGGCUGGAUCACAAUAUUUCUGUUCACACUAUGGGGGAAAAUUAGAGUCAGAUAGGCUUGGGAAAAUCAGGCACAAACUUAACUUUACAUCCUGCUGAUGUUGAUGAAGCUUUUGCUCACAACAUACAAAUUCUGCACAUGUUGUUGGAGCCUUAACUAUUCCACUUCUCUUAGAAUGAAAAACAAAUGUAAUCUUAAUUCAGUUUAGGUUUUGAAAAAGCUUUUCAAAUCCAAACAGAAGACAGUGGUAAUGUUAAAGCAAAAUGUUUGGUUAAUCUAAGAUAAUUUCUUAAUUCUUUAAAUAUCUCAGAAUUUUUUUGCUUUUAAAACCUCAGAAGAGCACAAUUUAAGAGGUUUGAUCUUUGAUGCAGUGCUUUUAGCUGCAAACAAAUGAAAUCCAAAAUGGCAUAUCCAGGAUGGAAAGACAAUGAGACCUUGAGAAUGUAGGAAUAAAUGUCCUGAAUUUACAUAGAAUUAUAUCCAUGUCCAGUGAUGGACUCCUGAAAGGUUGGAACUAGAUGAUAUUUAAGGCUCUGCCAACCCAGAUCAUCCUAUGGACCAUUCUGUGAAAGGAUCUUUGACAGUGUUCAUAGGGGAACUUUUUAUUUUUGCUGAGUGAUGCCAGACUGAGACGUCUGCUGCAAUUUGGAAUUUCCAGCCCCUUAAAUUGGAAACUGGACAUUGCACACCAGAGUCCCCAGUGCUGGGAUGCUGUUACCUCAUGUUCCAUGGGUUAAUGCCCUACAGCCCAUGGGAGUUGGGGUUUCCCAGCCUGUUCUUGCUGAUGACCUUGGGCACCAAGAGUUAAAUUGUAUUUAUUAACCACAUCUAACUUUUCGGUGCCAGGAAUCCACUUUUUGGAGUAAGUGCUGAAUUAUGCAAAUGUUCUUGGCAAAUGGAGCCAGGUAUUUCACUGCUUGGAAAACUCAAUUACUCAUGACCAAGAGUUGAUAGGAGACAAAAGCUGAGGUUCUCCCAGCCAGGGAGUGCUGGAUAUCUGAAAAGUGUGAGCUUUGACUUCCAGGACCAGCUAUUUGAUAAAUCUUUAUAAGCAGAGAUUUUGGGUUCUAGCUCUGUCUUGUUCCUAAGACCACGUACAAACAUGCUGAAUUAGAGAGUUUUCACCUGUCUUCUCACAGAAUUGACUCCACACCGUACCAUAAGAGUCUCGUUUGUAGUGACAUGCUGUGCCUGUCUUUUUAGAAAAUUCAUGACCUCUUUAUAUCUAUUUUGUGGAAAGUGUAACUUUUUUCAUUGAUGACCUGUACAAAUGUGUGUUAUGAAUGGAGAGAUUUAAGCUUGAAAAGCAUGUUUGCAGAUUACACAGCUUCAUUAUGGAAUUUAUAAAUUUAACAGAGUAAUAUACAAGAGCAUAACUAUUUUCCUUAAGUAGAAUGUAUAACAAUAUAUAAUAAAUUAUUCUCCACGUAGUUCACCCACUAUUUACAGUUUUACACAAUUCAAACUGUGUGUUUACAGAAAGUUCAAUAAAUGUAUAUUUUGUACUAUGUACAGAUUCCUGGUCCCAAAGAAAAUGUGUGAACUUAGUUUCUAACUUAACUUUUGAGAUUGUACUUUUUUUUUUCUUCUUUUUUUUUCUUUUUUUUUUUUUUUGGUUUGGAAUCAGUUGAACAAACUGCGUUACGCCUGUCGAUGGUGGAGGCUUGCAUUGGAGUAAACGGGAAUUGGAAAUAUUUCUAAUCUACAAAAGUGAUUCCACUAAAUAAAACAGGCAAUUACA